Molecule: messenger RNA, 1995 nt
Organism: Capsella rubella
Lineage: Eukaryota; Viridiplantae; Streptophyta; Magnoliopsida; Brassicales; Brassicaceae
Product: aspartyl protease family protein 1
Exons: 10
Coding region: 209-1795 (528 amino acids)
Biological process (GO): proteolysis
Molecular function (GO): aspartic-type endopeptidase activity
Source: RefSeq, a predicted model, not a curated record
ACCUCGAUGUAUCACAUUCAGCUUCUCUCACCAUGUCUGGUACAACAAUGCGAACGAGUCAAGCCUUUGACCUUUUCACUUUCCUCAAUUUCUUUAAUCUUUUACAAAUACCGGAUUCGUCGUGGACAAUGUCGUUAUCUGAGAAAUCAGACGGAUUUUUAUUCCAGAAGUGUUUUAUUUCUAUCGGGAAAGCUCUGAUAUUGAAGUCAUGGACGUUGCGCGCCAAGUGUUUGUGUUAUUGUCUGUGUUAGUGGUGUGUUGGGGUUUAGAUAGAUGUGAGGCUUCUGGGAAGUUCGGCUUUGAAGUCCACCACAUGUUCUCUGAUGCGGUCAAACAAAGUCUUGGUCUUGAUGAUAUAGUCCCGGAAACGGGAAGUUUGGACUACUUCAAAGUUUUGGCACAUCGUGAUCGUUUGAUCAGAGGUCGAGGUCUUGCCUCCAACAAUGAUGAAACCCCGAUCACUUUCGACGGGGGGAACCUCACGGUUUCAAUCAAGCUUCUGGGAGCCCUGUAUUACGCCAAUAUCUCUGUGGGUACACCACCUUCUUCGUUCCUGGUGGCUCUGGACACAGGCAGCGAUUUGUUUUGGUUGCCUUGCAAUUGCGGUACCACUUGCAUCCGCGACUUGGAAGACGUUGGAGUUCCACAGAGUGUACCACUUAAUCUAUACACUCCCAACGCAUCUACCACGAGUUCUAACAUUCGAUGCAGUGACAAGCGUUGUUUUGGAUCGAGAAAGUGUUCUUCUCCUGCAAGUAUUUGUCCUUAUCAGGUUUCUUACUCUAAUAGCACAGUUACCACGGGAACAUUAGUACAGGAUGUAUUACAUCUUGCCACGGAUGAUCAGGAUUUAAAGCCUGUCAAAGCUAAUGUAACACUUGGUUGCGGUCAGAAGCAAACAGGUCUAUUCCAGAGAAAUAUCUCAGUGAAUGGUGUUCUUGGGCUUGGUAUUAAAGAGUACUCUGUUCCGAGCCUUCUGGCAAAAGCCAAUAUCACCGCAAACUCCUUCUCAAUGUGUUUCGGGCGUGUCAUCGGCAUUGUCGGGAGAAUCAGUUUUGGAGACAAAGGCUACACAGACCAGGAGGAGACUCCAUUCAUUUCUGUUGCACCAAGUACGGCAUAUGGUGUGAAUGUGACGGGGAUAUCAGUAGGGGGAGAUCCUGUUGACGUUAACCUGUUUGCAAAAUUCGACACUGGCUCAUCAUUUACACACUUGCUGGAGCCAGCAUAUGGGGAACUUACCAAAGCUUUUGACGAUCUUGUCGACGACAGGCGACGCCCAGUUGAUCCCAAGGUUCCAUUUGAGUUCUGUUACGACUUGAGCCCAAACACCACAACCAUAAAAUUCCCCUUAGUAGAGAUGUCCUUUAAAAGAGGAGCCAAAAUCAUUCUCAAUAAUCCCUUUUUCACGGCACGGACUAAGGACGGUAAUUUAAUGUACUGCUUGGGUGUUCUGAAGAGCGUAAAUCUCAAAAUUAAUGUCAUCGGACAGAACUUUUUGGCUGGCUACCGCAUUGUAUUUGAUCGGGAGAGGAUGAUUUUGGGUUGGAAGCCGUCUCUAUGUUUUGAAGAUGAAAGCUUGGAAUCUACGACUCCUCCACCACCAGAGAUCGAAGCUCCAGCACCAAGUGUAUCCGCUCCAGCACCUAGUCCUCCUCCUCCUGUUGUAUCUGCUACACCACCUGCAAUUGACCCUCGUAACUCCACAGGAGGCCCUAACACAGGCGGCGCAGCCAGCCUCAUCCCUCUCACAUCUCAACUCCUACUUCUCGUACCUCUUUUGGCCUUCCUCUGAAUCACAGAAGCCAUUUGUUUUGUGUUGGUUUGACCAUUACAUGUCCAUGUAGUAAUAAUUUUCGUUUGAUGUGCAAAACAAUAUUCAUUGGUUUGAGAGUGGUAAAUCUUAUCUCCCUGUUACAAAUGUCUGGUUUUUGUUACACUAAUGUUUUGGCUAUAUAUCAAAGUGCGCGGAACCGUUGCGAUGCAUUUGUCAAA